CCAUGCACCCCCAAUUCCCGCGACCCCCGACCCAACACCCACCACUCCUCCAAAAAUAGAGCGGCUGUAGCUUGAUUAGCUGUCCAAAAGUGACUAUCUCGCCCAAGUACACUACUGAACUCUAAAGCCAUGAACGGCAACGGCGUUGCAACAGAUGCACAAAUUCUCGCCGAAAAAGCUGAGGAAUAUGAGGAAGAACAAAGAAUGCUAGAAGAGCUAGGAAUGUACAAAGGAAAGGUGAGAUUAGUUAACACUGAAGAGCCAACCGAGGAAACUAUGCUGCUUUGGGGAAUUCAACAGCCUACUUUUUCAAAACCCAAUGCCUUCGCUCGCCAGACUUCUCUACAGCUCCGUGUUGACGCGUGUGGCCGCUCUCUCUCCAUUCUACAAUCCCCUUCUAACCUGGGUACUCCUGGAGUAACUGGUUCUGUAAUGUGGGAUAGUGGAGUGGUCCUUGGGAAAUUCAUGGAGCAUGCUGUAGAAUCAGGAAGAAUUCAUCUUCAAGGCAAGAAGGUCGUUGAAUUGGGCUCUGGCUGUGGAUUAGUUGGCUGCAUUGCAGCUCUUUUGGGUGCUCAAGUUAUUCUCACUGACCUCCCAGAUAGACUGAGGCUACUGAAGAAAAAUGUAGAAGCUAAUUUGUAUGGAGAUGUAAGAGGCUCUGCAACAGUGGAUGAGCUCACAUGGGGAGAUGAGUUGGAUAAUGAUAUGAGGAAUCCUUUGCCAGAUUAUGUUCUUGGCUCAGACGUGAUAUAUAGUGAGGGAGCUGUCACAGAUUUGAUAGCAACACUUCUGGACCUCUCCGGUACUCAGACAACUGUAAUUUUAGCUGGAGAACUUCGGAAUGAUGCUAUCCUUGAGUACUUCUUACAAGCUGCUGCAGAGGAUUUCACAAUUGGCCGUGUGGAUCAAAAACAGUGGCAUCCAGAUUGUUGCAGUCCUCGAGUGGUAAUAUAUGUUUUGGUGAAGAAGCAACGGGAAUUAUGAUUGAAGGUUGUGCUCAUAACAUUGGAGACUCAUUCUCGAAAAGAUACCAACACUAAUGUCUCUGCUUCACGCCUCAUUUGCCAAGUCUUCUACUGGCUUUCUUUCUGUUUAAUCCAGUGUACCUUGGGUAGAUAAACCAAUAUCGUAAACGUUUUUCCUCAUUGACGAUUUAGUGAUUUUCAGUCAUAUAAAUGUGAUUUCCAUUUUCUAGCUAGCAAGGCUAGUUCUGCAGGUCUAUGCAUUUGGCCUGGGUCCGCUACGCUUACUCUUGUCUAAUGGUUGAACAUUUGAAGGUUGUGAUUGGAAUU
Molecule: messenger RNA, 1292 nt
Organism: Lycium barbarum (goji berry)
Lineage: Eukaryota; Viridiplantae; Streptophyta; Magnoliopsida; Solanales; Solanaceae
Exons: 5
Coding region: 130-984 (284 amino acids)
Source: RefSeq, a predicted model, not a curated record